AAUUCGCAUUUUUAAGAAUUAAAUAAGGAGUUGAAUUAGCGAGAAAGAUUCCACAUUGACGGAUCUCCUGAAUCAAGUAGAGAGAUGGACGAAGCUAAUAAGCUCAUUAGCCAUUCUUUCCCGAAGACUGCUCGAGGCACCUUUAUUGCAAGCUUAUCUUCCACUGAAAUCGCAAGAGCCAUUCAAAAUGCGAACAUUCUUGCUGGUUCCUCUGAUUCCAACAGUCCUGAUACUGCCUCUGGUCUACGCAGGGGGCCCAACAGACGACGCAAAUUGGCCGAGGUCUAGGAGAAUCUGCUCCCCUCGUCAGGUAGACCUCCGGGCAUACGAGGCUUGUCACCUGACGAAGCGCCGCUCCGUCGACGGAGCCGAAGAAGGACAAGAAGUGGCUGGUGACAGCCAUCUUGGAUUGACCUCGAAUCAAGCUCGGAUACCAAAUUCACCUUCAAGUGUCACUAGCACCAAGAUCUUUCCUCCAACCAAGACGCAUAGGCCUACGAGAUCCGAAGACGAUUUUGGACAGUUCAAAAGGCGCAUGAAAGUUCUGAAAAGGCGGAGUUCCCCUCCGUUCAAAAGGCAGGUGACGGACGUUCCAGAUUGGCGGGAACUUAAUUUCACGACGUACGAGGAAGUACGUCUGUUUUGCUGCAGACGAUCCUGCCCUCCCGAGGCGUAUUAUGGAAUAUGUUAGUGGCGAAGUAUGUAUAUAU
This is a messenger RNA of Macrobrachium nipponense, 710 nucleotides long. RefSeq lists its product as uncharacterized. NCBI's taxonomy places the organism in Eukaryota, Metazoa, Arthropoda, Malacostraca, Decapoda, Palaemonidae. The transcript is spliced from 3 exons. The record is from RefSeq and is a predicted model, not a curated record. Bases 188 to 691 code for a protein of 167 amino acids.